CUUUUAAGUAGCAAAGUUCCCUGCUCUCAGCAAGCCCAACACCAUGGGGAAGGGAGACACCUCGGAGGUAGCACCACCCACUUCAGCCUACCGCUCUGUCAUGGAGGACUAUGGUUAUGAGGUGGGCAAGGUCAUUGGCAAUGGCUCCUAUGGGACGGUGUAUGAGGCUUACUACACAAAGCAGAAGGUGAUGGUGGCUGUCAAAAUCAUCUCAAAGAAGAAGGCCUCUGAGGACUAUCUUAACAAGUUCCUGCCCCGUGAGAUACAGGUAAUGAAGGUCCUGCGGCACAAGUACCUCAUCAACUUCUACCAGGCCAUCGAAACCACAUCCCGAGUGUACAUCAUUCUGGAGCUGGCUCAGGGCGGGGAUGUCCUGGAGUGGAUCCAGCGCUACGGGGCUUGCUCUGAGCCCCUUGCUGGCAAGUGGUUCUCCCAGAUGACCCUGGGCAUCGCCUAUCUGCACAGCAAGGGCAUCGUGCACCGGGACUUAAAGUUGGAGAACCUGUUGCUGGACAAGCGGGAGAAUGUGAAGAUAUCGGACUUUGGCUUCGCCAAGAUGGUGCCUUCUAACCAGACAGUGCACAGUAGCCCUUCUUACCGCCAAAUGAACUGUUUUACAAACCACCUCAGCCAGACCUACUGUGGCAGCUUUGCUUAUGCAUGCCCGGAGAUCUUGCUGGGCUUGCCCUACAACCCUUUCCUGUCUGACACCUGGAGCAUGGGUGUCAUCCUCUACACUCUAGUGGUCGCCCGGCUGCCCUUUGAUGACACCAAUCUCAAGAAGCUGCUGAAAGAGACUCAAAAGGAGGUCACUUUUCCAUCUAACUACUCCAUCUCCCAGGAGUGCAAGGUCCAACUGCUCACUGCCCGUGUGGCACAAUGGGGGGCGAGCUCAGCCAAGACCUCUCUUUCCCCUGCCCUAGAACGUGGUCCUCCAGACGCUACGCCAAGCCACCAAACGGGCCACCAUCCUGGACAUCAUCAAGGAUCCUUGGGUGCUCAAGUUCCAGCCUGAGCAACCCACCCAUGAGAUCAGGCUGCUUGAGGCCAUGUGCCAACCCCCCAGCACCACUAAUCGGCACCAAUCCUUGGAAAUCAAUACCUAAAAGUGGUUGAAGGAAGGGGUUGAGAGAGGAGCAAAGCAGGAGGGUCUGGGGCUAAAAAUCUUUUAUACCAAAAAUAAAUCUGAUUUAGUUUCA
Molecule: messenger RNA, 1199 nt
Organism: Lutra lutra (Eurasian river otter)
Lineage: Eukaryota; Metazoa; Chordata; Mammalia; Carnivora; Mustelidae
Gene: TSSK4
Product: testis specific serine kinase 4
Exons: 4
Coding region: 44-1015 (323 amino acids)
Biological process (GO): protein phosphorylation; intracellular signal transduction; microtubule cytoskeleton organization
Cellular component (GO): cytoplasm
Molecular function (GO): ATP binding; protein serine/threonine kinase activity; tau-protein kinase activity
Source: RefSeq, a predicted model, not a curated record